Molecule: messenger RNA, 1036 nt
Organism: Spodoptera frugiperda (fall armyworm)
Lineage: Eukaryota; Metazoa; Arthropoda; Insecta; Lepidoptera; Noctuidae
Exons: 2
Coding region: 72-392 (106 amino acids)
Source: RefSeq, a predicted model, not a curated record
UCAAUUCAAUCAUUCUGAUCUCAGCCACAGCGCUCCAUCGUCGUGCCUUUUAAAAGUUAUUUUUUCGCAAAAUGAAGUUUGUUCUACUUCUAUUUGCUACCAUUUUUGUAGUAGCAACAUGUGAUCAUUUAAUAUUAGGGAAUACAAAUAAUAAUCAGAACAUGAUAUAUCAUACUACAGCACACUAUACUGCAAUUCCGUUUAUCAAGAGAGUGAAGAACAUUUUCUAUAGUGGGAAUUCUAUUAUAAAUAGUAUUAUGGCGUACGACAACAAACACACGAACGCAUCAGCGGCGGUGACUGCAGGUGGAAUUGGGUAUACGUACGUCAACCUUAGACUGAAGAGUGAAAGAGGAAAGGAACUGGAUUAUGAUAUUGGAAUUUAUGCCUAAAAAUGUUAAGCUGGAUUACUCGGUGUUGGUUUAGUCGUAUUGAUAUUCAUACAUAAUAAUAUGUUGAUAUUAAUGAGGUUGAUACUUAAUAGGGAUGUUGAGUACACCAGUUAAGUGAGGGUUUGUUUCCGCCACUAGAGGCGCUGGUGUAGUUUUUGGUCUAUUGCCCAAUAAAAUAUUUCAUAAUAUGAAGUCAUUGGUUAGUUUAAUUGUGACAACUAAGCUAAAAAUAGCGCCAUCUCAAAAUGAUAAAAUCGUAAAUCCUCAUUUCAAAUCUUGUCAAAGAAUAUAAUUUUCUCUUUAACACUACAUAGCGUUCAUGUUUCUUUGAAAUGAUCUAAAUGUGAAUCUUAAAACAAUUGUAUAAUGAACAUAUUUUUUCACAUCAUAUUUUUGCUGCAAAAACAAAUAUUUUAAAGAUUGGUUUAAAAAUAUUCUCAAAGAUUGAGUGAUGUAUCAUGUCUCAUCCCUAUUGUGUGUCACGAUUGUCUUAAUGUUUGUUAUGUUUUAAGUUUUUUUAAUUGAUAAUGUACUUUAUUGUUUUCAAUCGAAGUCUGACUUUGGUCAUUUUUAUGCUUCUGCAGUAACCUAUAUUUGUGUUUAUUUAUAUCGUUGGAUCAUUAUAUAUAAUUUGUUAUAAAUGA